AAUAAAUACAUACGAUAUACCACCAUCUUCUUCUAUCUUCCCAAAACCCACACAUUUCUUAUCCUAGAAAAACCACAGCAUGGUAGCUUCCGGUGGACGGAUGAAAGAAGUCGGUAUGUUCAGCUUUCACGUCUUCACCGGCAGGUGGUUCAUGGUGUUUGCCUGCCUUCUCAUUAUGUCUGUCGCCGGAGCAACUUACAUGUUCGCUUUGUACUCCGGCGACAUUAAAUCCUCUCUUGGGUAUGACCAAAGCACCCUUAAUCUCCUUAGCACGUUCAAAGAUUUGGGUGGGAAUGUUGGCAUCAUUUCGGGUUUAAUAAACGAAAUUUCACCACCGUGGGUGGUGCUUCUCAUCGGUGCCGCCAUGAACUUCUCCGGGUACUUCAUGAUUUGGCUGGCGGUCACCAAAAAAAUAGCGAAACCACCCGUUUGGCAAAUGUGUAUGUUCAUAUGCAUAGGUGCAAAUUCACAAACGUUUGCCAAUACAGGAGCUUUGGUUACUUGUGUAAAAAACUUCCCGGAAAGCCGAGGGGUGGUGUUGGGACUUCUCAAGGGUUUUGUAGGGUUAAGUGGUGCGAUUCUCACUCAGUUGAAUCAUGGUUUUUAUGGGAAUGAUUCUAAAUCACUUAUCUUGUUCAUUGGAUGGCUUCCGGCUGUGGUUUCGAUGGUGUUUCUUGGAGUUGUUAGGGUGUUAAAAGUGGUGCGACAGGCUAAUGAGCUCAAGACGUUCUAUAACUUGUUAUACAUUUCUUUAGGGUUAGCAGGGUUUCUUAUGGUUAUGAUCAUAACCCAAAACAAGCUUCAGUUUUCAAGGCCCGAGUUUGAUGCAACUGCCAUUGUUGUUGUCAUCUUACUCUUUGCUCCUCUUGGCAUUGUUUUUAGAGAGGAAUUUAAGUUUUGGAAACGAAAGCAGGAGGCGGGAAAUCAUUUCCCUGUGGUUGAUAUAAUAGCAACCGAGAACCCGAUCGGAGCCAUACCGCAGCCUCCGGUGAGGGAAGUAUCUUGUUGGAAAACUGUUUUUGCUCCACCGGUAAGAGGGGAAGACUUCACUAUCUUACAAGCUAUUUUUAGUAUCGACAUGUUGAUACUAUUCACAACUACCACUUUCGGUGUCGGUGGGACGCUUACCGCGAUAGACAAUCUCGGGCAGAUUGGACGGUCUCUCGGGUACCCGGUUACUAGCAUCACAACUUUUGUGUCACUAGUCAGUAUCUGGAAUUACAUGGGUCGGGUCGCGUCGGGUUUUGUUUCUGAACACUUGUUAGCCAGGUAUAAGUUUCCACGCCCAUUGAUGCUCACAAUUGUCCUUUGUAUUUCUUGUGUGGGACAUCUUUUAAUCGCGUUCGGGGUACCCAACGGGCUCUACGUGUCAUCGGUCAUCAUCGGGUUUUGUUUCGGAGCCCAGUGGCCAUUGAUUUUCGCUAUCAUAUCCGAAAUAUACGGGUUGAAAUACUAUUCAACCCUGUAUAAUUUGGGUGGUGGGGCGAGCCCGGUCGGGGCUUACAUACUGAAUGUGGUGGUAGCGGGUCGACUUUAUGAUAAAGAGGCACUAAAACAAUUGAGAGCAAGGGGAAUGACCCGGAAAGAGGGGGAGGAUCUAACAUGCACAGGAGUAGAUUGUUAUAAAAUGUCUUUCCUUAUUAUAACCGGAGCAACAGUGUUUGCAUGUUUUAUCUCAUUCAUUUUAGUGCUUCGUACAAGAAAGUUUUACCGCAGUGAUAUUUACAAACGGUUUCGAGAGGCAGCGGAGACCGUCAAAGAACCACCAACGACGCUACCAAUGGAAAGAAAAAUAGGAGAGAAAGAGUAGUUGAUACAGAUUUGUCAGUUCGUAUUUAAUAUAUACACAUACCAUACCAUACUAGGAAAAUUAAAACCCAAUAGUACGUUCUUAUGCUAUAUAUCUAUAUAAAGUAGGUUGAUUUCCACGUUCCAACAUAACGGGAGAUAUCAUUUUAAUAUAUGUUAUCAUCCCCUAUAAAUUUAUAAAAGAUAUUUGGCAAGUCA
This is a messenger RNA of Helianthus annuus (common sunflower), 2007 nucleotides long. RefSeq lists its product as uncharacterized. Lineage: Eukaryota; Viridiplantae; Streptophyta; Magnoliopsida; Asterales; Asteraceae. Gene Ontology annotation, cellular component: membrane. The coding region runs from base 80 to 1810 and encodes 576 amino acids. The transcript has a single exon. The record is from RefSeq and is a predicted model, not a curated record.